UAAUUUUUUUGCAGAUGCCAGUGUGUUUUUUUAAAUUGUAAACAUAUUUUUACUUAAUCUAAUAGGUAACUACUCUCAAAAGUGAUAACAUAUCCGUUCCAAACGUUCAACUAUAAAUAAACCUACUUAAUCUAAUAUAAUAGAUAUAAUAUACAUUUCUAAACAUGCAGCAGACAUGGCAGUCGAACGAAUCACUGGCGGAUGCGUGGCAAAAUUGGAAGGAGUUCAUAAUAAUAUAUUUUAUAGUUUUACCUAUUGAAAUAAUUGGAAUGAUAAUACUUACAAUGUAUCAUGAAUAUUUGUUCGGUGAUCAUUUUGCAAAACUGGAUAAAAAUCACAAAAUAGCUGAAUGGGACAUAUUUAUUGGAACUAUGAUAUUGAUCGUGACCAACUUCAUAUUAUUAUACAUUAACCUGGAAUCAAUGCCUCAAACUAGGGAUGUAAGGAAAAUCAAGAAAUGGCUGAUAUUCUAUUCAAUUGGACUUUGUAUUUAUCUAAUAAUUACAGUAAACUUCCAUAUUGUAUUGAGAUAUUUGAGUGUAUACAAUGAAUAUUCAAAUUUGUACAUUUCUGUCGUAGGGUGGUCAUAUUUUAUGAAUAUCAUUCUAUGGUUUGGUAUAGUUUUUGUCUACUACAUAUCCUACAAACCAAUUGCAUCAGCUUAUCGCCGAAGUCUUGGAAAUGGCCCUUAAACACUUAAAUCUGAAAAGUAGGCAACAACACCGAUGACAAUAUAAGUACACAUCGUUGAAUGAUCUCCAAAGAAGUUCAAAUUCCAAAUAAUUGAUGAAAUAUGAAAAUUCAUCUACAAAAUAUGUAAAUCGGUGUCAAUUGUAUACAACCUCAACGAUGGCUACAACAAGUGUUUCUAAAAUGCACUAACUAAUAAAUUAUUAUAUUAGCUCACAAGUAUCAUUUGAAUAUUACCUAUUAAUAGAUUUUAUUAUAAAUCUUGCUAUAAAUUUUGCUAUAUGUCUAAAUCAUUAAAAAUAAUAAACAAAUAUG
This is a messenger RNA of Acyrthosiphon pisum (pea aphid), 1005 nucleotides long. RefSeq lists its product as uncharacterized. Bases 165 to 692 code for a protein of 175 amino acids. The record is from RefSeq and is a predicted model, not a curated record. The transcript has 6 exons. Lineage: Eukaryota; Metazoa; Arthropoda; Insecta; Hemiptera; Aphididae.